AUGCGCCAAUCCGAGUCGAAUGACGGUUCCGAUAGACGGCAAAGCCUACAGAUGAAUGAAGGACGCGAGAGCGGGGAGUUGGAGGGCAGUACGCUCACGGGCAGCUCUCGCGACGCGGACCAAGGCAGUCGGGCUCAACGACGUGUGCAGAACUCCAGCGGUUUCCUCCUCGAUUCAUCGUUCUUGCCGAGAUCCAAAAGCCUCCGAAAUAGCUACCACUUCCCACGUCGUUCAGAACCGGACCGCAGAGAGAAGCGCGGAGUCCCCGAUAACGAUGUCGUCAAAGCGAAGAAACGGUCGCGCUUUCCCUGGACUCGCCAAAAGGAUGCAUCGAAUGAGUCGCCAUCUCAAUCAACAGAGGGGGAAACAAUUCAAGAGACACCUACAUCCCACGUCCAGCAGGAAGUGAGGCCACAAGAAUUACAACCCACAACAGCCGACCAACGAUCCUCGAUGGGCUUGGAUAGGGACUCGCUACAAAUUGUCAACCUGGCCUUGAACUUGAGUGAAUCAAGGAAAACCAACACCCUUGGUCGGUCGGCGUCGCAUCGUGUUUCCAGUGGUCGAUGGGCCCCGACAACCGGUCCACCCCCGGCUCCUCAUACUGAGAGCCACCCACCACUUGCUGUUGGUGGUCUGGGCCAUGAUAACCUUCACCCACGUCGCAACUUCACGCAUUCUUCCAACGAGGAUCGCACGCAAACUAUUGGAUUAUGGCGUGCCAGUUCCACGGUCAACGCGGCACCCUCUGUGUUAAGUCUUUUGCCUCAAUCUGCAGAAGCUAAUACCUUGCCACCUGUGUUUUCAGAAAGCACACUUGCCCGAGCCGAACACGCUAGGCAGCACUUUGAGUUAUUCACCGAAUAUCUACGCCUCCUUCCUUCCCUCCCUCCUCUGCAGUCUACUGAUGGCAAUGCCGCAACUGAAUCCAAACCUGUCAGUGACGAUGUUUCAACCGCAGGGCGGUCUCACAAUCCUUUACAGUCGAUCCGUAACCGGAAAGUCAGAUUUCGAGAGCGGUGUCCGAUCGAUCCGGACGGAUAUGGGUGGAAUGACAUUGAUAACGUUCGAAGUUGGGUUGACUCGGUUGAGACCAAGUACGGUCGACAAGAUCACAGCCCUUCACAGUGCCUUAAGCUGCCCCCACUUCCUCAUCGGCCUUCAGAUGUAUCUCAGAAAGAGCCCAAUGAAGAUGAAGCCUGGGCUGGCUCCCCUCCUUCAAGCUUGAGGCGAGCUAGCCGUACUAGCAGCAUCAAGGCCCGCAGACCAAGACUCGACUGGAUCGUAUCGCCAUCGGAGUUGCUUGCCGAUGCAGCAUGGGUUGAACACGCCCCAAAUAAGAGCAAAAUUAUCGAUAGAGAAGGAAACAAUCUUUAUCCGGAUCCCACCAUGCUGGUCGAUCAUGAUGCUAAUCCGAGCGUCCCAACCUUUGAACAGCCGACUCUGCCCACAAGGGACUCUCUAGAUGCCGAAGGAUAUACUUCCCGUACCUCGAUGUCUGAUACGCAUCCUGGGUUGGCGACUGAAUUCAAAAGAAUUGGUCGUGGGAGACGACGGCAUAGAUUCCGAAGUCCCUCGCCUAUUCUGUCAAGCCACAGUGUCUCGAAGAAAGGGUCGUCGAUCUCCAGGAGACGCAAACUAGGAAAGGCGUCGAGCAGCUCGUCGAGUGUAUCAUCCCUAGAUGCGAUACCGUCUUGGACUGCGCGCAUGGACGAUGUACUGCGCUCCGGGCGAUCCAUUUCUCCAACAACCGGCUUGUUGAAACCGCGAGGGUCGGAGGCAUCUCAUGGAGAAAGGUUUGCAGAUCGUACGGUCAUACCAGCGCAGAGCUCUGCUGGCAGAGCUAAGGUUGAGGAGAAGAGCGGCUCGAUAUCCUCCGCGCCGAGCCGAGAGGAUCGGUACGGCCCUCUACCAUCGUUUGCAACAAUAGAUUCUAAGGCACCCAGUACGCCGCUUCAUAUGGGUUAUUUCCCCAGCAUUGCUUCGAACUUGUCACCUCCUUCUAGUCGCUCUCCAUCGCCUUCCAAGGGACGGCUUUCACGGACCAUUGCUUCUCGUAAUGACCAGGUCAAGCACAAUGAUCCAAAAUCGAAAGAACUCGCAGACGAAAGCUCCGUUGGCCCGGAAACUCUGCGUAACAACAGUGCUUCGAAGCCUUCGGAUACCUUUCUUUCCCCCGGAAGAACCGAGUCAAGUCCUCUUCCGGACCGAGUUUCUCCUAUUCAUCAUGGUGAACACGGAAGACCCAGCUUACAUGCUCGAAAGGGGUCAAUGCAACAUGAAUCUAAAUUGCGCGGUAUUUUGAAAGGACCCGGGAAGAUUGCAGAAAAAGUCAGCAAUGAGGUGUCGAAAAUGGGAGGCCUUAUAUUGAAGAAAGACAACACUGAACAUUCUCGGCAAUCGUCUCUCGCCACCAAUGCUACUACAGACGAAGGCGAUGUGUCUGAUAGCAUGGGACAAGCUAAGAAAAGCAAAGACUCUCGUAUUGAGGAAAUGAAAAGAAACAACAGCACCCGUUCGGCGAUUCCUCCACAGCAAAGUUUUGUGUCGUCAGAUGAAGGGAAUCACUUUGCGCACAGAGCAUCGGACAAUGCAGCUGCAGAGAUACCUGUACCGUCACCAGCAGCUGUUGUCUCUCCUCAAGGCGACGUGGAAGAGGAGCGCAAGGCGCCCGAACAAGAUGUUCUAUCCAAGGAUGAUAUAUACUCACAAUCACACGACUUGAAGGAGUCACAAAUGACUGGCAAAAGCCUCUCAACUCCCCUAAUCAACAAACCCAAUACCAAUGUCCCUGGAGGACGACCUGAGAAAGCUCUUAGUUUUGGUCCGGAACUACACACUGUCAGGGAACAGAUUAAAAAGGGCAGAAUUAAGGACCCGUCGGUCCCCUUCAGCAUGACGCAUCCUCCCAUCACCGGCCUUGCGCAAGCAAAAGUCUCUCCUGCUUCGUCGUUCCAGGAGAGACAGCCCACUGCAACGAAUCAGUCACGGAGCUGGAGUAUUUCUAACCGAAGUAUAUCUACUAGUAUCGAUACUGGAAUUCCUAGCAAACGAGAAACUGAGCGCACGCGUGCUCUCCUACUUUCCUCCGGGAUCAAAGCGCGGGAGAUUACUCGGCGGGCUGAAAGUGUACGGAGCCCACUUGAUUUCCUCCGCCACGCCUUUGGGCCCAACAGCUCUAUUCCACCGAUUCCUCGGUAUCACGAGUAUGAGCUGGCCGUGCAGACCUUAGGCCGAAGAGUUGAAACGUCGCACGAUCGCUUCCAGCAGUCCAUCAAGAAUUACCCCGGACAUGACUCGUCGUCCUUGAAGGUCCGUCUCAACGAGCUUGAGGAUAUGGUCAACAAUUCAUUGAACCCGCGUGUCCGAGCUGCAGCGGAAGAUGCCGAGAAUCUCAGUGUUCAACUCAACACGACCAGUACUCUCGCGGUCAAGCAAUUGAAUGACACGCUUGACAAGGGUAUCCGAAAACGCCACCGGCGGUUGCGUUGGAUUCGCCGUGCUGGGUUCGGAAUGCUUGAAUGGGCGCUCGUGGGAAUCUUAUGGUGGGUCUGGUUAAUUGUCAUGGCCUUCAAAAUCAUUCGCGGGGUUCUUCGCGGCGUGUUUUCUGGGGUCCGGUGGGUCUUAUGGCUAUGA
This is a messenger RNA of Aspergillus affinis, 3636 nucleotides long. RefSeq lists its product as uncharacterized. The record is from RefSeq and is a predicted model, not a curated record. NCBI's taxonomy places the organism in Eukaryota, Fungi, Ascomycota, Eurotiomycetes, Eurotiales, Aspergillaceae. The coding region runs from base 1 to 3636 and encodes 1211 amino acids. The transcript has a single exon.